GAUGAUUGGAUCAGACGCUCACAAUUAAGUUAACCCAUCUCAAACUCAAUCCCGAUCUCAUCACAUUCUCUCCUCGUCUCCUCCUCCGCCUCAAACCUCGCCGCCGGCGGCCGCCACCCCCGCCGCCGCUCUCUUCUCCCCCCAUUCCCGAACCCCUCCUCUCCGUCCCCCACCCGCCCAGACCCCCGCUCAGCUCUUCGCCGCGGGGCGCGAAGCCCGACGCCGCGCAAGCCCAGCCUCCCUCCGGCGAGUCCCCGUUCCCUCGGUUCUUCUUCUUCCUCGGGGGAGACGCCCUCCUCGGUGGCUCUACCGGGACCUGAGCCGCCGUGGAGUGAGGAUCCGGGUUUCUGGUAAGAUCGAUCGAUCGAUCGAUCCAUCGCUCGCGGUUGACCUGGUCGUCUUACAGUUCGUGGAUCGUGCGUGCAUUGUCUGAUCGUGUGCAGCAUCCCGCUGGUUUCAGUUGGGGGGGGGGGGGUGCGAUGGCUGGGUGCGGCGGCGGCUGGGUGGCUCGGCUGGCUGCGCUCCUCGUCGUCGGGUUCGUGCUCGGCUCCGUCGACGCCAGCCUUGGCGAUGUUGAUCCGCAGUACAGAACUUGCGUGGAGGAGUGUCAUACUACAGGGAUUAUUGGGGAGAACAUCAUAAGCCACUGCCAGUCCCCAGGGAAUGAUGACGCGUCUGUUGGAAGUUCUUGGUACACGCAGGAGCCCCUAUACAUGCAGUGGAAGCAACUAAACUGUAUGAAUGACUGCCGUUACUACUGCAUGAUGCAAAGAGAAGGUGAAAGGCAAUCACGUGGUCUGAACCCUGUUAAGUAUCAUGGAAAAUGGCCCUUCAUACGUGUUUCUGUCUUCCAAGAGCCACUCUCAGCUGCACUGUCUGCUGUCAACCUAUUGAUGCACUUCACUGGCUGGCUUUCAUUUUUCCUGCUGGUGAAUUACAAAUUACCUGUUAGACCCCAAACUAAGAGGACAUACUACGAAUACACUGGAUUAUGGCAUAUAUAUGCAAUAUUAUCAAUGAACGCAUGGUUUUGGAGCUCUAUAUUCCAUACUAGGGAUAUAGACUUGACUGAGAAGUUGGAUUACUCUUCAGCUGUGGCUCUACUUGGCUAUUCUUUAAUCCUUUCAUUGUUAAGGACUUUCAAUGUCAAGGACGAGGCUACCAGGGUGAUGUUUGCUGCUCCAAUUUUGGCAUUUGUUACAACACACAUCUUGUAUCUUAACUUCUAUGAGCUUGACUAUGGGUGGAACAUGAAAGUUUGCGUGGUGAUGGCUGUGGUUCAACUUCUGGCAUGGGCAAUUUGGGCUGGCAUAACCCAGCAUCCAUCACGAUUCAAGCUUUGGGUGGUUGUCUUUGGUGGUGCACUUGCUAUGCUUCUCGAAGUAUACGACUUUCCUCCGUACAAGGGAUACGCUGAUGCACACUCGCUGUGGCAUGCAAGCACCAUUCCUCUCACAUAUCUCUGGUGGAGUUUCAUCAAGGAUGACGCAGAAUUCCGCACAUCAACUCUUAUUAAGAAGGCAAAGUGACUCAAGGCCGCAGAUUUUAACUCUCUGAACAUCAGAUUUCUUGGGCAACUCAAGGGAACAUGGGACGGGUUCCCUAUCUAACAUCGCCGAAUCUCAGUGUGUUUGCCCCCCCCCCCUAGAUUCUCCUGUAAAAUUGAUUAGAACAAGUAAUUCAUGUUUGCACAUCAAGAUUUUGGUCCUCAAACUCAGCAUGUUAUUUCCGGUGUAUCAUGUUUUUGCCCUGAUUUGAAUUUUGAUUAGCUCGAAACAAACCAUUAUGUAGUAGAAAACAUCAUCUUGUUCUGGUACCUGAUGGAAAGAUUGAACAAUGAGGGGCCCGUGUCUGCUUAUAUGUCGAAAAUUAGUCUGAAGUCUGAACAUGAUUUAUUCCCAGUGU
Molecule: messenger RNA, 1905 nt
Organism: Oryza sativa Japonica Group (Japanese rice)
Lineage: Eukaryota; Viridiplantae; Streptophyta; Magnoliopsida; Poales; Poaceae
Source: RefSeq, a predicted model, not a curated record